CACAAUCAUAUAUAGUUCAUAUAUAUUGCAAUAAUGUCGACUGGUUUGGCAAAGAGAAAGAUGGUGACAGUGCUAAGCAUCGAUGGAGGUGGCAUUCGGGGCAUAAUUCCCGGUACCCUCCUAGCCUUUCUUGAAUCCAAGCUUCAGCAACUGGAUGGCCCCAGUGCAAGAAUUGCAGAUUAUUUCGACAUAAUUGCCGGAACAAGCACCGGCGGCCUUGUCACCACCAUGCUUACAGCUCCCAACAAAGACAAUCGACCCAUGUACGAAGCAAAGGACAUCAACAACUUCUACUUAGAUCACACUCCUAAGAUUUUCCCUCAAAAAAGUCGGAAUGACUUCAUGACAUCAAUAACAAGCAUGGUUGGUGCGGUGAAGGGGCCAAAAUAUGAUGGGAAGUACCUGCGGGCAUUGACGAAAGGGCUGCUUGGUGACCUCACUCUCAAACAAACCCUAACCAAUGUGGUUAUUCCAGCUUUUGAUAUCAAUUACCUUCAGCCUGUGAUCUUCUCAACCAUCGAUGCAAAAGAAAAAAGUGAAAAAAAUGCUAAGCUUUCGGAUAUCUGCGUCAGUACCUCUGCUGCUCCCACCUUUCUCCCGGCACAUUACUUCGAGGUCAAGGAUAACGAGGGAAAAACUCGACCAUUUAAUCUUGUCGAUGGUGGUGUUGCUGCAAACAAUCCUACGAUGAUGGCCAUAAGCCAUAUCAACAGAGAGAUGUUGAAGAACAAUUCGGAGCCAAUGUACGCAACGAGGUUGCAAGUGUUAUCGUUGGGCACCGGCUCAGCCAAACAUGAAGGGAAGUACGAUGCAGCUAGGGCUUCCAGAUGGGGUUUGCUCAAUUGGAUGUUUGACAAUGGGAGCACACCUUUGGUAGACAUUUUUGGUGAUGCAAGUUGUGAUAUGGUUGACUUUCAUGUGUCCACCCUCUUCGACUCCCUUCAGGUCAAGGACAACUAUCUACGUAUUCAGGAAGACUCAUUGACCGGCGACGAAGCAUCGGUUGAUGUAGCGACUGAGAAGAAUCUAAGGAGGCUUGUGGAGAUUGGGGAGGCACUAUUGAAGAAGCAAGUGUCACGAGUGCAAUUCGAUACUGGAAGGUAUAAGACAUCGGAGGGAGAGGGUACCUACGAAGACGCAUUAACCGUUUUUGCUAAAACGCUCUCGGAGGGAAGGAAGCUCAAUAAAACAACUCAAAGUCCAAUAGAAAUAGCAAUAUCUAAUUAAUUUUACUUUGAGUAAUUCACAAUUUGUCAUUUUAGGUUUUCGUUCAAUUUCAAUGUUUACGUCUUUCAAUUUUAUACAAUAACUCAA
Pyrus x bretschneideri (Chinese white pear) is the source of this 1314-nucleotide messenger RNA. RefSeq names its product patatin-like protein 2. Lineage: Eukaryota; Viridiplantae; Streptophyta; Magnoliopsida; Rosales; Rosaceae. Gene Ontology annotation, biological process: lipid metabolic process. The transcript has 6 exons. Bases 34 to 1227 code for a protein of 397 amino acids. Gene Ontology annotation, molecular function: monoacylglycerol lipase activity; glycerophospholipase activity. The record is from RefSeq and is a predicted model, not a curated record.